AAGAUGCUCAACACAAGUCAGCAGCUUCAUACACAGAGUCACCCUCCAUCCUCCAGCAGGCCUGUGCAACUGCAGCCAGCAUGUCAAACUCGGACAGGGUUGUGUUAGCUCUAGGAGGAGCGGGCACAGUGGGCUCUGGGAUAGUGAAAGCACUGCUGGACAAAGGUUUCAAAGUCGCAGUAAUCUCCAGGGACAGCAGCCGGCUGGAGAGGCUCCAAUCAUUCGUCUCUCCCAACACAAAGGACAACCUCACCACUAUAGUGGGGAAUGUGGGGUCAGAGGAGGGAGCAGAGGAGGCGAAGCAGGCCCUGCUGAAAGCGGUGGGGAAGGUGACAGACAUCGUCUCCUCUCUGGGCUUCAGUUGGUGGCAGGGAGGACCCCCACACACCCAGUCUCUCAAAGACCUACACUGGGUAAUUGAGACAUUACUUUUCAGCACAUUUGUGUCAUGGAAGGCCUUCUUUCCCUUGGUGAGGGACGACUCCAACUGUACCUACACCUUCAUAACAGGAGGAGCAGGUGAUAAGUUGCUAAUGCCUGGUACGGGCUUCCUGACAGUCGGCUCUGCCAGCACCCUGGCCUUCUGCCAGGUUCUACGAGAGGAGUAUCCUGAGGUGCCCUGCAAACUCAACCAGGUGAAGAUCGACGCAGGUGUAGCCACUCCAGAGCGCAUGACACCUGGUUACCUGAACCACCUGGACCUGGGCGAGGCGGUUGCCACCCUUGUGGAAAGACGAAACACCUCCCACACCGUCUUCACCGUCAACUGUCCUGCAGACUUAAAAACUGUCCUUCUGGAGAGGAACCUUUAGACUUGGAAACCCUUGCUCCAGCGCUCCCUUGUUGUCACAGCGACACAUCUACACGUCUUCUGCUCCUACUCGUACUGAAUUCUCCAGAAACACAUUUCAAUUGUUUUUUGGUUCCUGUGUUUUCUUCUCCCACAAGUCUGUACCCCAUCCAUGCCCAACUUUAUGUAAAUUGUCUGUUGUUUCAACUAAUACUGUAUAAUCAGCCACCUGUUCUCAGAUUGUUAACUGUUUUCUCUGCAUGUGUUAUGUGUGAUAUGUCUGUUAAAGAAUUGCACAGGAUUUGAAAUACUCACCUUCUCAUUGCACUGCUUCUGUACAAAUAUUAUCACACAAUUCUGUUCUGUCUUCUACAUCGUUGGAAGGCAUGAUACCCAAUGUAAUCCCACCAUUACUACAUGGAUCUACUUAAUACUCUUGGUAUGAAACUAGACCUCUUAAGCCCAGACCAUUGGACAGAGCAGGUGAAGAUUGAAAGCACAGGAAGGAGGGAUUUCGAGUUCCCCACUGGUAUUUAAAAAGAAGAGGGUGUUUGGUUGUAGAUUAGCUCACCGUAUGUAUCUACAAACCUGGAGUUAAAGGUACCCUGUGGAGCUAUAGAGUAAUAUUUUGAUUUCAGAUUUUGUUCUGUAUCAGCACGCCUAACAGGACGCUUCAUAAUCUUCCACUGAUUGACAGUUGGUGGCGGUAACUGCUCAUAAACAGCAACGCUCAAGCAAAAAUCAAGGAAGAAGAUUGCUAGCUAGCAAACAAAUAUGUAAAUAAUGCAAGUUUUUAAAGACAAAAACUGACUUUGCAGAUGUUUAAUGAAGAGGGAAAUGGUAUUCAACAUGUUUUGUCAACAGAAAGCAAAGUGUAACUUUGGUUACAGGACAACUCCACAGGGUAUCUUUAACAUCUUGACAUAUGGCUAAAAGUGCAACAUGGUUGAAGAGGAGAGGCAAUACAAUACUUACACGUCAUGUCUUAAUAUGAUUAGAACUUAGGAAUAUAUGUCGACAUUUUUUAGCCCUGAGAGUUUCAGACUUGAAAAGUCUUAAAACGUUUGCGAAGUGGUGGACAUAUUAGGAAAACAGACAUUUGGCGACUGUAGUCUCAACGUAACUGAACUUUAUAAAUUGGGAUGACUGCACACACAUUCCUACAGUCUCUUCUUGAAGACAUUCAUGGUGCAGCACUUGGUUGUAAACACAAAACGGGACCGAAGUAGUUAGAAUAAAGUGUGAUGAAUGAAAAAAGAGAGUUCAAAUCCUGCAUAGUUUUGUCACUUCCACACCCCCCUUUCAGACAAUUUGACAAGCACUUUGUUGAAGCACACUAAGGUGAAAAAUUAAAGUUUAAAUAUGCAGCAUUUUGCAUUCAAGUACCAAUAAAAAAAGAUAUGUGCCACA
Sander lucioperca (pikeperch) is the source of this 2200-nucleotide messenger RNA. RefSeq lists its product as uncharacterized. The record is from RefSeq and is a predicted model, not a curated record. The transcript is spliced from 6 exons. Gene Ontology annotation, biological process: fatty acid beta-oxidation. The coding region runs from base 81 to 812 and encodes 243 amino acids. Gene Ontology annotation, cellular component: mitochondrion. NCBI's taxonomy places the organism in Eukaryota, Metazoa, Chordata, Actinopteri, Perciformes, Percidae. Gene Ontology annotation, molecular function: 2,4-dienoyl-CoA reductase (NADPH) activity.